Molecule: messenger RNA, 740 nt
Organism: Brachypodium distachyon (stiff brome)
Lineage: Eukaryota; Viridiplantae; Streptophyta; Magnoliopsida; Poales; Poaceae
Product: 60S acidic ribosomal protein P2A
Exons: 1
Coding region: 255-599 (114 amino acids)
Biological process (GO): cytoplasmic translational elongation
Cellular component (GO): cytosolic large ribosomal subunit; ribosome
Molecular function (GO): structural constituent of ribosome
Source: RefSeq, a predicted model, not a curated record
CACACACGGACUCUACUCAAACUCUAAUUCACGUCUUACUUGAAACACAACUCCUAAUUGGACACAAACUCAAGAUCAAUCCCAACACUCACGCGCCCGCGCGCUUUGCCCUACAUACGUGCACACACGGCCACGUACCCUGCACGGCCCGUCAUAUAUCAUCGAGGAUUGACACGUUGGACGUACGGCGAAUCGAUCUAGCUAGCAACUUAGGUUCCGUCGCCGAGGUCCAGUAAAUCCAGAUAUCCCGAGAGAUGAAGUUCAUGGCGGCGUACCUGCUGGCGCACCUGGCCGGGAACCCGAGCCCGAGCAAGGACGACGUGCGCAAGAUCCUCGACUCGGUCGGCGCCGAGGUGGAGGAGGCCAAGCUUGACAUGCUCUUCAAGGAGGUCCAGGGCAAGGAUGUGGCGGAGCUCCUCGCCGCCGGCAGGGAGAGGCUCGCUUUUGCGCCCUCCGGCGGCGGCGGUGCUGCCGUGGGCGGCGCCGAUGGCAGCGCACCUGCUACUGAGGAGAAGAGCAAGAAGAAGGAGGAGAAGGCUGAGGGGAUCAAGGUGGAGGAAGAGGAGGACGACGAGAACAUGUUCAGCCUCUUUGACUAAGCAUCCAUCCAUGGCGUCCAAUUAAUCGAAGCUAUAUCGAUCUAGUAGUAGACUAGUAGUAUAUGUCUAGUCCUUUUUCCUCGUAAGUUUUUCAGAAACGGAAUUUUUUAUCUGUAAAAUCUGUUUUGCUUUGUGCGUUUA